Molecule: messenger RNA, 1292 nt
Organism: Dermochelys coriacea (leatherback sea turtle)
Lineage: Eukaryota; Metazoa; Chordata; Testudines; Dermochelyidae
Gene: GOSR2
Product: golgi SNAP receptor complex member 2
Exons: 6
Coding region: 144-782 (212 amino acids)
Biological process (GO): vesicle fusion; intra-Golgi vesicle-mediated transport
Cellular component (GO): SNARE complex; Golgi apparatus; ER to Golgi transport vesicle membrane
Molecular function (GO): SNAP receptor activity; SNARE binding
Source: RefSeq, a predicted model, not a curated record
GCCCCUCCCGCCGUCAGGCAGCAGCCCGGGCAGCCUCUCCCGGCGGAAACGAGCCGGGCCUCGCACGAGCGGAAGCCGGAAGUGGCGGGCGCUGACGUGUCGCGCGGCGCCGGGCGGGAGUCGGGCCGGGCUGUGCGGCCGCGAUGGAGGCUCUUUACCACCAGACCAACAAGCAAGUCCAUGAGGUUCAAUCUUACAUGGGUCAUCUGGAGACCUCCGACAAGCAGUCAGUACACUUGGUAGAAAAUGAGAUUCAGGCAAGAAUAGACAGGAUAUUCAGCAACCUGGAACGCCUGGAGAUCCUGUCCAGCAAAGAACCUGCCAACAAACGGCAGAAUGCCAAACUCCGAGUUGACCAGCUGAAAUAUGAUGUCCAGCACCUACAGUCAGCACUGAGGAACUUCCAGCAUCGCCGUUACAAUCGGGAGCAGCAGGAAAAACAGCGAGAGGAGCUCUUGGCACGCACUUUCACUGCUAAUGACUCUGACACCACCAUACCGAUCGACGAAACAUUACAGUUUAAUGAAUCCCUCCAGAAUGCCCAUCGUGGCAUGGAUGAUCUUAUUGGCAGUGGGACCAGCAUUCUGCAUGGGCUGAGGGACCAGAGAAUGACACUAAAGGGCACUCACAAGAAAAUCCUAGAUGUUGCCAACAUGCUGGGCUUAUCGAACACAGUGAUGCGACUGAUUGAGAAGCGGGCUUUCCAGGACAAAUACUUCAUGAUCGGCGGAAUGCUCUUGAGCUGCGUGGUCAUGUUCCUUGUGGUGCAGUACCUGACGUGAACUGGUAAUUAGAGCCAGAGGAGAGACCCAUUUGGAUGAAGACAGACUGCCCUCCCAAAUGUACUGCCUAGUUCAUUGUGACCUUUGGGUUAGUCCUGCUCUGAAAACUGCACUGUGUGCCAAGUGACACUCAGAUGUAAUCACAUGUGGGCCAUGCAGAGGGGAGCAAAUGUGGUUGAGGAUGCCAUAACUGGAAAUAGGAGCUCAGCCUUUAAUGUGGUUAGCCUGUUGCCUGUAUACUGCAAACUCUAGCUACACAGGAGCUAGGUGCAAUGAAUAUUUUUGAUCAGCUCUCCUACUAGGAAUGGUUGUGAAAACCUUUGCUUUUUUAUUGCGGGGGGGCGGGGAGUGGAGAGGGGAUGGAGGAAAUAAGAAUUGUAAGGAAAAAUGUGAUGUGCCUUCCCUGUGCUGGUGGUCUCUCUCUCUCUCUGUUGUUUGCCGCACACAGAAGCCUUUAUGAAGAAAGUAAUAAACUCUACAGGGGCCUGCCCUGCAGAGCAUACACUCAUG